Molecule: messenger RNA, 4571 nt
Organism: Lottia gigantea (owl limpet)
Lineage: Eukaryota; Metazoa; Mollusca; Gastropoda; Lottiidae
Exons: 2
Coding region: 100-1356 (418 amino acids)
Biological process (GO): mRNA stabilization
Molecular function (GO): RNA binding; poly(A) RNA polymerase activity
Source: RefSeq, a predicted model, not a curated record
AAGAUAUAACUGUCAUCAAUGUAAGUAGGAGUUCUAACAGAUUUUGUUCAAUUUUACUUUCAGACAUCGGUAAAUUCAAACAUAAAAGACUAUUACAGCAUGGAAAAGGUGGAUUUAGACAGUCGCUUUCAAGUUUUGGGAUAUGAACAAGUUGUGCGAUUAAAUGAAGUCUUGGAAGGAAAACUUCCUGUACAUGGCCGAGGAAAUUUUCCGACUCUGGAAUUAAAGUUGAAAGACUUGGUUAAGAUUUUACGUGAAAAAUUAGAGAACGAAGGAAUCAUAAUACGCGAUGUUCGACUUAAUGGUGGAGCGGCUUGUUAUAUACUUGGAACUGAAAAAAUGAACUAUAAAGAUCUCGAUUUGAUAUUUGGAGUAGAACUGUCAAACCACAAUGAGUUGCAGAAAAUUAAAAACUGUGUUCUCGAAUGUCUCAUAGACUUUUUACCUGACGGUGUUAAUAAGGAGAAAAUGAACAGUUGUAGUUUAAAGGAAGCCUAUGUUCAAAAAAUGGUAAAAGUUUGCAACGAGCAUGGUGAUAGAUGGAGUUUAAUCUCCCUAAUGAACAAUAAAGGUAGAAAUAUUGAACUGAAGUUUGUGGAUAAAAUGAAGCGUCAGUUUGAAUUCAGUGUUGACUCUUUUCAAAUUAUUCUGGAUAGUUUAUUAACUUUCUAUAAUGUGUCUGAAACAGCUAUGAGUGAACAUUUUUAUCCUACCAUAUUUGCUGAAAGUCUUUAUGGAGAUUUUUGUGAAGCAUGGUUUCACUUGAUAAAGAAGAAAAUUGCAACUAGAUGUCCAGAGGAAAUUCGUGGAGGUGGUUUACUGAAAUAUUGUCACCUACUAGUUCGUAAGUACACCUCUGCUGAUGAUGUAGAUGUGCGGACAAUGGAAAGAUACAUGUGUUCAAGGUUUUUUAUUGAUUUCGGUGACAUUCUUCAACAAAGUCAAAAGCUUAGUGCUUAUUUGGAGAGUCACUUUAUAGGUGAAGAAGAAUUAAAGUAUGAAUACUUGACAACCUUAUACAAAGUUGUUGAUGAAAGCACAAUAUGUUUAAUGAACCAUGAAAGGAGACAAACACUUAAUUUAAUUCAUCAAUUAGCAUACCAAGUGUAUAUGGAAGAGGAACAAAGAGCCAAGGCAAAAGCCAAAUGUAUUGAACUUCACAAAAUUGAUCAUUUGAGUAAUUUGGUGAUAGAUCAAGUGUUUUAUGGUCCCUUUAACCCAGAGCUACCCCCAGGAAGCCAAAUUAUUAACAGUUAUACUAAGUACAAUAUGCCUUCAGUGUACCAAGGACCACCCUCUCCACCCUGUCCCUUUUGUCCACAAUGCCCCCCUCAAUAUAUCCAACAGUGCUCCUAAUUCAACUUUUCCUCUCAAUGAGAUGAUGCUGUCUUCUUGAGAGGCAGGGCAUAGGCUAUAUUCCAAAAUUCUGUGAUUACUAAUUAAACAUUCUUGAUGGAUUCAGGAUGUGUACCAGGUUAACAGUAUGCAGUUUAUCACAACAGAUGAUAUAUGCAUAUUUUGUGAGGUGAAAGAUUGCAGAAAAAUGUGUCGUGUAUGUACUUUUUGUGUUAAAAGCAUCAUGUUGGAAUGUAUUAAAACACAAUAUUUCCAAAUUCAGCGAUGUCAAGACAGAAUCCUCUUAUAUCCAUUACUCUGGAAUAAAUACUAUUGUUCAUUAUGGUGUUUUAUGUAGAAUGAUUUGUGAAUAUCAAUUUAUUAUCAGCUCAUUCUACCUUUAUACAUGUAAAACCAUAUACUAUACUGCUGUGUGUUCGCAACUAUAUAUUUCUUGUUAUAUUUUUCUAUUGUCCUAGAUGUUCAAACUUAUAUUUUCUUAACUGACAGUAACUCACUUGAACUGUUUUUUAGCUAAAAGGUUUCAGGACAUAGAAAUUACCUGACAAGGACUAUAACUAUAUGCAUUUUGUGAGUCAAAUGUUGUUAAAACCUCAUCGUCUGUGAGAAUACAACUGAAAUUUAUGACUUUAUGAAAAUAAUAACCAAUUGGGAUCAAAUUAAUCAAGAUGUUUGUAAAACAGUAUUAAAUGAUACUAUCUUAUAGUUCAAAAUUUUAAAAAUUUUGAUUGUUGAUCCAGUUUUUAUGAAAUAUCUGUCUCAAGUCAAGUUUGAUAACCUUUCUAUCAUCAAAUCUACACAAGAAUUUUUAGAUAUUUCUGGCCAUAGAAAAUAUUUCAAAUUAAGAUCUGAUUUCAAAUGAUUUUACAUUCACUGCAACCUGACAGAAGGUUAAUAGUUUUAACCCACUAAAGUUAAAUUAUUAAAGAUAUUCCAAGUGACCGAUUUCCUUUCCUGUCUCUUAAAAGGUCAAGGAAUUAACACUUGAGACUGAAAUCAAGUGAUAAAGUCAGAAUGUAUAAUCAGAAAGAAGAAAGACAUUGAUAAAUUUUGCUACUCAUUAUAUUAAAUCAACUGCCUUUCAAUAUUUAACAGCUAUUAUCAAAUGCUUAUCUGAUUUUCAUUAUUGGACUAUAGCUUAAUAUGCUGACUGAUGUUUAAUUGUAAGGGGGUAAAUGUGCACACAUUUAUUUAUCAAUGCUACACCAGUAAUGCUGAACUGUAAGAUCUUUCUCUUGGCUGUGAAUCCAUUAGUAAGAAAAGACUGUUUAAUUGAAAUAUGUGCUCACGGUCAGAUAUGUUAAAACCAACUAUUUCCUUGAUCUACAUUUUUGUAAACAUUGGCUAUAGGUCAAUUCAAGAGUAUUUUGCUUUCUCAAAUUUAAAAAAAGAAUAAAUUGAGGUAUAUAUUGCCUGGUGGUAGAAAAGAUGUAGAUAGUGUUUUCAACCUAUGAACCUUACAGGACAUGUUUUACAAACUUGAUUGCUUGCUAAUUUGUGCCUUAUUUAGGAAAAAUUCACAUUAAGACAAAUACAAUUGCGAUGUUUUACCAGUGUCAACACAUUCUCUUGUUUGGGGACAACUUUAAACAACAGAAUGAUGUUGGUAUAAACACAGGAUCUUGUGACGAUCCAGCUUUGAGUCACCUUUUAUUUUUCAGGACAAUGCUACUGAUCAAUUUGAAUCAGCAAGAACUUAAAAUGUAUUUAUGUAAAUAACCUUUACUUAAACUUUUGGUGAAUUUUUAAGGCUACUUUGUGAAAGGGUUUUAUGAAGACAAGUUAAUAGUGACUGUGUCUAUAUAUUCUGACAUAUUUAUACCUAUAUACUGACAUGUCAUAAUAGUUCAUGGCUUUUGACAUAUAUCUAUCAUUCUAUAUUCAGACUGUGUCAGUCAGUUUGGCUCUCAAGUAAUUUAAAUCAUUUAAAAAUUGUUUUUUGGUUCAAUCUUGUGGUCAAUGAAAGGACAAUAUGGUAUUAUUGAAAGCAUUUAGAUUGUGACAUAUUUGCCCUGUGUAAAGAAGUUUUUGUAAAAGUAAUUAUUUAAAAAGACAUAUUAAUGUAAAAUACAAGCUGAUUGAAUGAUCAUUAGUUGUAGGAUCAAAUCUUCUUCAAAGCAAGAACCAAUUUUAGUAAUCAUAGAUAUUUUAUGGUGAAAAAUAUGAAAUAAAGUGAAUAUACGCAGUUUAGUUAUGACAUAUAAACCUUUUGUUUUUCAGUAAAUCAAAUUUUCUUCAUGACAGAAAUCAGUAGUGAUCUCAUUUUGUAAAGUACAUACAUAUAGACAUUUUAAGUAUAUGUAUGGGCUUAAAUGAACAGUUCGAGUUUUACUUGAAUAGAGAAUAAUAGUUGACCUAAAAGCUGAAAAAGUUUAAUGUUUAUACAGUGAACUUAGUCAACACAUUAUACAAAUAUUAGAAUUCAAUUAAAUAUCAAUUGCUUAUAUUAUGAUACACAUUUAAUGACAGUUUGUGUAUAGAUAAAAAAAAUAGAGAAAAAAAUCUUAAAUGUGUAAUGACCAUGCAGUAAUCACUACAAUAGAAAAAGUUUUCAUUAUAGAAAAUCAGGAUCAAAAUUUAUCAAGUUUAAUCUAUAUUGUAUAUCAAUUUAUAAGUAAAAAGAUUCGUUAUUUAUGAUAACAAUAAAAUGUUUAGUUUAUCUAAUUUAUGAAUAGAUGAAAGUGCUCAUGUUGAGAUAGCCAAAAACAUCUGUGAUUUAUAUUUGUUGACAUAAACUUGAUAUUAUUAUAAAGAUUAUCACUGUCAUCUUACUUUUAUCUAUCUAAACCAGUACUUUCUAAGAUUGUUACUUAUUUUUGUAAAAGCUUAAUGAUGUCACCUUGUUUGAACAGGAACAAUACAUCAAAUAUUUCAAAAAAUUACUGACUUGCUAUACCUUGGAUCAAUUUGAAGUAUGUAUGCAGACUUAGCCAUUUUGCCUGUUUUGAAUUUAAGAACAUGGUAACUGACAGCUUACAUAGGAAGCUACAAAGUUGUGUUACAUAAUUAAUUUUAGUGUUAGAUAUUUGUAGUAAUUUGAAUGGUAUGUUAAUAUGCCUCAAGGGACAAUUGAUCAUAUUAUAUAAUUGUGAUGAUAACUGAGCUUAUAGAAUAUUACUUUUAUUAUAACCUGUUUAAACUGACAUCUUACAACUGAUUAAAUGACAGGAGUACAUCUAUCUGGCUAUAUAAUAAUCUAAUAACAUCAUUUAUAU